AAUCUCAAAAAACGAUUUUCUACAUAAUCCAUUAAUUGCAGAAGUCUUCUCUCUCUCUCUACCCUCAAACAAAGUAUGGCCCUUUAUCGUUUCUUCAUCUCAAUCGUCUUCUUCUCUCUGACCCUCUUCACUACGACGACCCAUUCCCUCUACGAACCCGACCCGGAUUCGAUUUCCACCGUUUACGAACUUCUUCCAAAGUACGGUCUCCCAAGCGGUCUCUUACCGGACUCCGUCACCGAUUUCACCCUCUCCGACGAUGGCCGAUUCGUUGUUCACUUGCCCAGUUCCUGCGAAAUUGAAUUUGACUACCUCGUUCACUACGACAAGACUAUAUCUGGCCGUAUCGGUUACGGCUCAAUCACCGAACUCAAGGGUAUUCAGGUGAAGAAAUUCUUUAUUUGGCUCGAUGUCGAUGAAAUCAAGGUCGAUCUUCCGCCAUCUGAUUCCAUCUACUUUAAAGUUGGGUUUAUCAAUAAGAAGCUUGAUAUUGACCAGUUUAAGACUGUACAUUCGUGUCACGACAAUGGUGUCUCUGGUUCGUGUGGUGAUUCAUGGAAGAGUUUCCUCGAGAAAGGGCAAGGAAUGAUGGAUGAAGCGGAAAUGUUAAUCACCGAGUAAAACACUCUUUGCAAUCACAGAGUCUGCAACAACACGCAGAUAGAGUUGAGUCUCAAGUCAAGUUUGUACAUAUAAAUACAAUAACUGGACAAGUCUUUUUAUAAGACUUGGUAUGAAAUGUUGAUAUAUCCAUUAUGUACGUCUUGUUAAAACUGGUUCCACAAAAAUGUUGUAUCCCGGAGUUCUUUCCUCACCACCAUAGUAGACUCUGGCCGUUAAGUUCCUUACUA
Molecule: messenger RNA, 851 nt
Organism: Arabidopsis lyrata subsp. lyrata
Lineage: Eukaryota; Viridiplantae; Streptophyta; Magnoliopsida; Brassicales; Brassicaceae
Exons: 2
Coding region: 76-621 (181 amino acids)
Source: RefSeq, a predicted model, not a curated record